AUGGCUCUACCGACAAUCCGGCAUGUGAGGAUUGUAUUUUACCCUAUUCUCGCAGCUUUCGGUGUUCCGGCGGGCACGGCCCCACUUACUCCGGGCCAGUACCGGCUCAAUAAUAGAGUUCCGUUGGGUGGAUUCUGUCGAAUGCACAUCAGCCGUUCCUCCUACAGCCACUGUGUUCAGCUGUGUCACGGCUCUCAUUCACUACGGCUGGUGUCUGAAUGGGGCUUCGAGGCGAACCUAUUGACAAUGGUGGUCCUCUUCCGAGGGAAUUGCGGCCUUUCCAAAUGUAUAUCGCUCUACAUGGCUUUCAUGGCAAUGGCAGAUCUCCUGGUGAUGAUCGUCUGUGUAAUUGCGUAUCAUAUCGUCAUGUACCAGUUUCCAUUCUCCUUCCUGUCCUACACAUCCGCCUGUAAGGUCGUCCUGUACUUCAAUUCGACCUGCCUGCAAACCUCGGUCUGGUACACUGUCCUGUUCACAGCCGAUCGGUUUGUAGCGAUCUGUUGUCAGAAGCUUAAAACGAAAUAUUGCACGGCGAGGACAGCUGUUGUCGGCAUUAUAACCGUUCCGCUCCUGAUGCAUUUACAGAACGUCCCGUAUCUAUUUGAGUAUAAACCUGUGCGUGUAGUUAACGGUAUUCAAUGGGGCUGCCAGCCGAGCUCGUGGUUCAUUACGUCUCUUGUGGGCGUCGCAUUCUCCUUUCUGCAGAGUAUUUUAACGGUUAUAUUACCUUUUGUUCUGAUAACCCUGUUUAACUGUCUGACGGUAAGGCGCAUUUUAUUAGCCAGUAAAGUACGCCGCGGACUGCGCGGUCAAGGCAGUCAAACACAGAAGGAUCCGGAGAUGGAAGGCCGCCGGAAAUCCAUCAUUUUACUCUUUAGUGUGUCCGGCAGUUUCAUUCUGUUGUGGCUGACGGUCACUGUGAUCUUUCAGAUCACCCGACUCACAGCAACCGCGCAUUACGACGGCGAUUACUCCAACUCUGCCUAUGUCGCCACUGAAGCCGGUUACAUGCUCAUGUAUCUGAGUUCCUGCACGAACGCCUGCAUUUAUACAGCGACACAGGCUAAGUUUAGAGAAGAAAUGCGGCUGGUGUUAAAAUACCCUCGGACUUUAUUUUUUAAAUUGGUUAAAGAAACACGGGUAAAGCAAAGCACAUGUUCCUAA
This is a messenger RNA of Mobula hypostoma (lesser devil ray), 1164 nucleotides long. RefSeq names its product probable G-protein coupled receptor 139. Gene Ontology annotation, molecular function: G protein-coupled receptor activity. Gene Ontology annotation, biological process: phospholipase C-activating G protein-coupled receptor signaling pathway. Bases 1 to 1164 code for a protein of 387 amino acids. Gene Ontology annotation, cellular component: plasma membrane. The transcript has 3 exons. The record is from RefSeq and is a predicted model, not a curated record. Lineage: Eukaryota; Metazoa; Chordata; Chondrichthyes; Myliobatiformes; Myliobatidae.